UGUUUUGGGACUUGUCAGGCAUUGAUUGGUUAACAUCAGCUGUAAGUUUUGAACGUGCUGCUCAUCUUUUCAGUCAGAAAGAUGGAUUUAAUUCAAGCUGUUCGUUUUUUCGUCAAGUCUGUGUUGCUGUUCUUUUUGUGUUCGGCCUGCGAUGGAAAAGAGUCGACGUUAAAUUAUGUCACCUGCGGUUCACUGGUCAAACUGCUGAACACCAGACACAACGUCCGCCUUCACUCACACGACGUCAAGUACGGCUCAGGUAGCGGGCAGCAGUCUGUGACCGGAGUGGAGAACGCUGAUGACGGCAACAGUUACUGGCAGAUUCGCGGGAAGCCCAAUCACCCAUGCAACCGCGGGAUGGCCAUAAAGUGCGGUCAGGCCAUCCGCAUCACACACAUGAAGACGGGACGGAACCUCCACAGUCACCACUUCAGCUCCCCGCUGUCAAAUAACCAGGAGGUCAGCGCCUUCGGUGAGAACGGCGAGGGCGACGACCUGGACGUGUGGUUAGUGCAAUGUGAGGGCAUUCACUGGGAGCGCGACGAGGCUGUACGCUUCAAACACGAGGGCACCGGCGUCUUCCUCAGUGUGACGGGAGAGCAGUAUGGUCACCCCAUUCGUGGCCAGCGCGAGGUGCACGGCAUGAGCUCGCCCAACCAACACAACUGGUGGCGCAGCAUGGAGGGCGUGUUCAUCCAACCCAGCCAGGAGCCGCUGCGCCACGAUGAACUCUGACAUUAUUAAAACAAACAAAAAAAAAAAGAUUUGUACACA
Messenger RNA from Thalassophryne amazonica, 774 nucleotides. RefSeq names its product stromal cell-derived factor 2-like 1 (gene sdf2l1). The record is from RefSeq and is a predicted model, not a curated record. The transcript has 3 exons. Bases 82 to 735 code for a protein of 217 amino acids. Lineage: Eukaryota; Metazoa; Chordata; Actinopteri; Batrachoidiformes; Batrachoididae.